Molecule: messenger RNA, 1470 nt
Organism: Vanessa atalanta (red admiral)
Lineage: Eukaryota; Metazoa; Arthropoda; Insecta; Lepidoptera; Nymphalidae
Exons: 17
Coding region: 1-1470 (489 amino acids)
Source: RefSeq, a predicted model, not a curated record
AUGGAUAGAGGAAUCCCAACUAGAUUAGCUCCCACGAUAACUAGUAAUUUAAAUGAUACCAUGGAUGAAGCUGCAAAACAUUUGGCAAAAAUUGGAACAGAUAAAGGCGAAGCAUUACAACAUUUGGUGAAUUUAAUGAAAGAGCAAGGUGAUGCUCCUUUGGCCCAAAUUCAGGGAUAUCAACAGAGUUACAACGAUGGCGCGCGAAGGAUAGAAAAUGCAUCUUCUUUGACAAAUGAAAAAGUUGAUAAAGGUAUCUACGAAUCUGUAAGAGGAAAGUUAACUAAUCUAACGGAAAAUAAACCAGCCCCUGAACACAUGAAAGAGAUGCCAGCUAUUAUCGAUGAAAGCGCAAAGUUUUUGGCUGCUCCAUUUCCAGAGAGUGAAGCUGAAAAAAGGCGUGUUUUAGCUGAUCUUAUGGCAAGAAAAGGAGAUGAAAUAAUAGGACAGGAGGGUAUUUAUAAAGUAACAUAUAAAGAAGGAGGAGACGAGAUAAUGAACGCUCCUGUGGGAAUUGAUAAAUCGCAAGACGAAAAUUCUAAAAAACAGUUACUUGAAAAAAUGAACUCAGUGAUACCAGAUAAUAAGUUGAAAAACUUACUUAAAGAACCAGUAAAUGAAGGCGCAACCCAUUUAAGUAACAUAAUUAAAGGAAGAGGGGAGGCAAUGCAAGUUAUACACGAUGAAAUGAAGAAAGGAAACGAUAAAAGUUUUUUAAAAGUUGGAAAAUUUUCAAAGACCUACGGUGAAUCUGCAGACAUGUUAUCAAGUGCACCUCAUUUUGGUGAUCAAAAUCCGUCACCAGUUUUAGUUGAAAAAGUGGACAAAAAGAUUAAACAACUUCCUACUGACAAACUAUCAGAAACGGCCAAACCUUACAUUGCGGAUGUUUCCGACAUUGCUACUAAUUAUAUAGCUGGGGUGGCAACGAAAGAAUGUGGACUAAACGCAAAAGCACUUGCAGCAUUGGGCGAAACAGACGAGAUUGAUAGCAAAGCUAAUAUUACUGAUGACGUACCAGUAUCAACUAGUUCUCCUACUGCUUAUACGAGUACAGAACCUUUGAAUAUAGAUGACGAUGAAAGAAUAAGGAGAACAAGGAGAAAACGAGAAGCAUUAGAAGAGGAAAGACUUCGUGCUGUAUCAGACGUCGACCCAGAACGCGAACAGGCUUUGCACAUACUCCACAGCAAGUUGCGUUCGCGUGGAGGAGAAAUACUCUAUAAGCAACCUCAAACUGAACUGACCCAUGGACAGGCCUCACAAUGGCUAUCAAUGAAAUCACCUAUGAAAGUGGACAAAUGCGUUAAAGAAUCUGCAGACACGGCACGUCUUCAUAAAAAGUUUGAACGCAAACUUAGCAAUCUAGUUGCAAACGCUACGCCUGUAGAUAUGUUUGAUGCAAUGCAAGAUGUCAUAAUUGAAUCUUCAAGAAUCCUAUCGGAGUACUUCGUAUCUCAGAACUUUUAA